This is a messenger RNA of Adineta ricciae, 915 nucleotides long. The record is from the annotation of a GenBank genome assembly. NCBI's taxonomy places the organism in Eukaryota, Metazoa, Rotifera, Eurotatoria, Adinetida, Adinetidae.
AUGAAAGCGACGUCUUUUUCUAUACACGGGUUCAUACUACCGAACAAAACAGUGUGUAAAGAUUAUGGUGAAAUGUGUAUGAUAGCGGCGAACUAUUACGAGGAAUUUUUCUUCGAACCGCGGAACAUUCAUUAUCCACAUCCGUAUACGGACCGGCCGGAUAUGGAAGCCGCUAUCUUCCACGAAAAAAUACUGCAAGUAACGACAGAGAAAGUGCUGGAUGUAGUUUUAUUCAAGAAAAAGAAAAAAUCCGUCGAUGCACAUGCGCUAUCUAAUUAUAUGUUCAACUUCCUACCAUCACCAUAUUGGUCCUUAAUAACAAACAUCUUCAAUUAUUCAUUCCGAAGCGCUUACUUUCCAGCACUAUGGAAGGAUACACCAAUACUGCUACUUGAAAAAAAAGAACACAUCUGCGAACCUAGUGCUACUAGGCCAAUCUCUUUAUUGGAUGUAUUCUUAAAGACAAUUGAGACACUGUAUCAAGAUAGGCUCAAAGACCUACUUAAUCGGCAUGGGCUGCUACCAAACUCUCAACCUGGAUUCCGUGAGGGCUUUCGUCUGCAAACAAGAGUUCUCCUUUUCUUCGAUCAAGUCGCCAAUCUAAUGGCAAAUAGUUCUCCAGUAGCAACAAUUUUCGUUGAUUUUAAGGCAGCCUUCGACCAACUGUGGUUUGAAGGCUGCAUUGUUAAACUAAAAAGUAUGGUAUUCCAAACGACUACUUGUCAUGGAUCUACUCGUGGCUUUCUGGACGCAGAGCCUACAUAUAAAUUGCAGGUAAGAAAUCAAGAUGGUUCAAAAUACCAAAGGGAUGUCCUAAAGGCUCGAUUUUUUCCCCUACGCUAUUUAACACGUACCACUCUGAUAUGGGUGAUUUCUUGGGCGGAUGCCUCAGCCACUUUUUCGCCGACGACUUGA